This is a messenger RNA of Sorghum bicolor (sorghum), 3709 nucleotides long. Its product is annotated as probable disease resistance protein At1g61300. The transcript is spliced from 2 exons. The record is from RefSeq and is a predicted model, not a curated record. Gene Ontology annotation, molecular function: ADP binding. The coding region runs from base 607 to 3300 and encodes 897 amino acids. NCBI's taxonomy places the organism in Eukaryota, Viridiplantae, Streptophyta, Magnoliopsida, Poales, Poaceae.
CGAGGGCCUAGAGCCCUAGACAAUGCGUCGAAUCGAAUGGCUACCGCGGUACUGCCAGGACUACCAGCUGAAGUAGUCGAAGCCGCUGCUGGUCCUGGUGCGACCGCCGCUCUCCACCUACUCCAGUGACGUUGAAGCUUGCUGGAGUAGUCGUAGGAGAAGGACAAAGGGGCUCCUCCAUUGCCGACGACUCUUGAGUCAGAGGGUCAAGUCGCCGUUGCGGCCGUGCGGGCAAGGUGUUUGACGGAUUGGCGAUGUGGGCGUCUCUGCACCAGUCACCACAUUUUCUACCCAACUGUCUAUACCUCAUCACAAACAGGGGUCAAGGUCUCCCCUUCACGUUCACAAUACCGCGUCCGCCUUUCUCCAGGCGACAGGCGAGCCCACGCCUUACCAAAAUUUGGCGGGUUCGAGCCUUCGAGGUGGACAUUGCUCGAAUGCUCGUUGCUAGCGUUCCUCAAUUCCUGCAUCUCUCCCAUUCCACGGCUGCCGCCUGCCACCCUAGGGCGCAAGCCACUGAAGUCACUGAAGCCGGCCUCGCUGCGACCUGCGAGUGCUCAUCUGCCACAUCUUUGAGCCGCACGAGACAGCAGGACAAGCACCAUAAUGGCGUCCUACUGUUGCUUUUGGAGGCCAAGGCAGACAACCCGAUUUCUAAGCGUGCAGAAUCUAAUUCCUGUUCAGUCGAUUUCUUUCCAAGAUAUGCUCAGGCUGCUUGUUCGUCCAGAUGUUGGAGUAAUUGUCAUCCAAGGUAUUGGUGGCUCUGGAAAGACAUGGGCUGCAAAGGCUGCAUACCGGGCAGCAAUGACUUCGAAUCUCUUUGAAGAGUAUGUCUGGGUUCCAUUGUCAAUGAAUUGUAGCAUGAGACAGUGUAUCAACAAGAUUGCAGCGUCUCUUUCAUGCAACAAAGGAUAUAACUUGUCCAUAGAAAGAACUAAGGCCAUAAUCAAGGAACAUCUCACAAAACGGAAAUUCCUCCUUGUUCUUGAUAAUGCUUAUUUCACUGAAGAAAGUAUCUUAGAGUGUCUGGGAGUUCCCCGCCCUCAACAGCAAAGUCUUGGCUCAAAAAUCAUUGUGACUACCAGAACUGGGAGGGGAGAGUCAGCCAUGGAGCCAGAUAUAGUUUUAAUGCCACAACCUCUCACUUAUGAAGAAUCAUAUGACCUGCUGCGUGAGAAGAUUGGAAAAGAUAUCUGUUUUGCACAUGACUUAAUCAGCUACUGUUUUGGCAUGCCACUCACAAUCGUACUAUUGGCUGGGGUUCUGUGUGAUGCACCUACACAAGAGGCAUUCGAUGAGUUGGUCGCAAAAGCGCAUGUCGCCCUGGGAGCCCAUAUAUCAGUAUUCCACACCAUGGAGCGCAUGGUGAAAUUUGGAUACCAUCACCUUCCUAGCGAUAAUGUGCGACACUGCUUGCUGUACUGCUUACUCUUCCCGGAACAUCAAGGGAUUGCAGUCAAAGAGUUAAUCUGGUACUGGAUAAUGGAUGGUCUACUCCAUAAAAAUAUUGGUUUUGAUGAGGCUAACCAUAUUGGCAAGGAAAUUCUUGAUGUCCUCAUAAAGCAUGGUAUGGUAUAUUUGGACGAUAAUGGUCAUAUACGUAUGCAUGAUGUGAUCAGGGAGACUGUGUCAAGAUAUGGAAAGGAUAAUGGUUACAAUGAGCAGCAUGACUGGCAUGUUAGCAAUCCUAUUAGUAUCAGAUUAGAGCAUCUUGCCAAGUCUAGCAGAAGAGUUUUGUUAAUGGAUACUGAAAUGGAAUGCCUUUAUGGAAGCCCGAGUUGCUCGUUUAUUUCAUCAUUACUUUUAAGAGGAAACUGUCUUUUGAGAGCUAUGUCGGAAGAAUUCUUUUGCCACAUGGGACUAUUAGGGAUACUAGACCUGUCAUUUACACGAAUCCAAGUGCUGCCGCUUUCCAUCUCUCGUUUGACUAGGCUAAGAAUGUUAUUGCUGAUUGGUUGUGAUUAUUUAAAGGAAAUUCGACACAUAACUCCAUUGGUGCGGCUGGAGGUACUGGAUGCUUCAGGUUCUGGUUCCCUGAAGAGUGUAGGAUCAGGGUCAUUUGAUCAUAUGGUUUUGCUCAAGGUCCUUGACCUUUCUGCAACUUCCAUCACUUUCUUGACCUCAAUUCCAGUAUCUAUGGAGCUUCGCCACCUAAAUCUACAGGGGUGCCCAUUUCUGCGGUCUGACCUACCUUAUGGGGUGUCAAAAAGUGGUGCUGUACAGAAUCUGUGGCUUGGCAAUGUCGAAGAUCUAGCAGAUUUGAUGGACAUGUUGUGGUUACCAUGUGGACUGACGUUCAAUUUGUUCAAUAUGCAUGGCUUAGAAGUAUCACUUGAUGCUAACAUGGGUGGACGUGGUACUACAUGUGUUUAUGCCAGUGAUGCCUAUUUCUUUAAUUGCUUGAAAAAGGACUCUCCGCUGUGGCUUAACUGUUUUCGGAAGUUUCAGAUUGUCAUCUCCUGUUCGAUGGAUUGCCAAACCAUGGACACUGAUGUUCAAGCAAUGAAGAAGGAUUCCACCUUUCAGAAUUCAUACUUUAGGACAAAGCGCUUUGCACAUUCCAACGAGCCCAAUAGAUACCUGGAAAUAAAUGGUACUAUUGGUGUUCCAUCUGAUCUUGAUGGUAUUCUCGGUCAUGCUGAGCUGAUAUCAUUAAAGAAAUUAGCAAUGACCACCCAAUCUUCUGAUCUGAAUUUUAGUAGUAUGGAAGCGGUAAGAGAACUCUGGGUGGAAAAUUGUGACCACCUAGAGAGUUUUCUGACAGCAGAGGUAGUCCAGGCGUUGUCUGCGAUGGGCAACUUGCACAGUUUAUGGAUCUCCAACAUGGAAAAUUUGUCAUCAUUCUGCAAAGGAGUGGAAGGUGUGACCAGUUUCAGUUGUCUGAAGCACUUGCUGUUCGACUGCUGUCCAAAUCUCAUAUGCCUCUUUCCUUCGGUACUACACUUUCCAAACCUUGAAACAUUGAGUAUAAGAUUUUGUGACAUUUUGGAGAGGGUGUUUGACAACUCGGCCUUGGGGGAGGACACUCUUCCUAGGUUGCAAUCGCUGCAGCUGUGGGAGCUUCCUGAGCUAACCUCUGUCUGUAGUGGAGUCUUGCCAUCUCUGAAGAACCUCAAGGUGAGAGGCUGCACAAAACUGCGGAAAAUCCCAGUUGGCGUGAAUGAAAACAGCCCAUUUGUGAUUACUAUCGGAGAACAGUUGUGGUGGGACAGUUUAAUAUGGGAUGACGAAACCAUUAAGCGUUGGUUGCUGUUCAGAAACUGGAGGCCCUUGCUACCUCAUAUUGCAACUGAGGGAUGAAUGAUGAAAUCUUCAUGUGUUUCUGCUGCAUUUUGGUUUGACCUUCCUAUGCGUCGUGAACUAGUGGUUGGUACACGGUUACUACAAUUUUCUGAAUUCAUUUUGUACUGAAGCCAGCUAUGUGGUUGUACCUGAAGUCUGUAACAACACGAAGCAAAUUCAGUUUGGCCCAGCACGCUAAUAAUUGGACAAGGUUUAGCAGUUAUUCAUUUAUUCUGUGUUUGUUCCACACUGAACAAGAUGAGGCGCGUCCUAGAUUCACGGUGCAAGCUGCUUUUGCGGAUAUUUCUACUGCACUUUGUUCACCUGAAUGGAUUGAUCAGGGCAGACAGGUUCAAACGUACAUUCCAGGUUGUCCUGUUCAUUUGCUCCUUACUGUAGGUCUGUUAACUUAUUUGAGAUCUGAUUA